CUCGGUUCAUCCCGUAGCGCCUCUUCUGUUUCCGUCCCGGAAGGAAGCGCGAUACCUACCAAUACCAUCAUCGAGGCUACUUCGAGUUCGACCAACUUAAGAAUGGACCAUGGGGUUCUUCUGUUUGCGAACACGAAACGGGUAGCACCCUUUUCGCGCUGCAGUUGCGGUUUCUGGCAGUCCUUUCCACGAUGCCUUCAAUCUCUUAGUUCUUCCGACUGUUGAGGUCGUGGUGGCUCUUACUUACACGCAACUCUAUCCGAUGCCUCUUCGCUUAAAGAACUCUUCGGAAGCGCGAUAAUCUGAGCAACUGUUAUUUGUUUUUGGUCGAGAUGGAAGAAGAUAAGAUUGCACGGAGAAAUUGGUGGAUAUCUCCGAAGCUCGAAGGAUGGAUAACAUCCUGCAAAAACUCAAUAGAGAACGUGCUUCAGAGUCGUAUCCACCCAAGGAAGAGCAAUCCGAUUGAGAUCUUGAAACGCUUGCAAAGAGAGGCCUUUGCAGAUCUGAUGAAGCUCAGGGAUAGGCAAGAUAAACUGGAAAGUAUUCUGAUGCUUUAUAAGUCCAGUAAGGCAAGUCCUUUUGAAGAGACAGCUACACACAUAAAGGGAGAGGUCAGUGCCUGCAGUUUGCUACUUAUGAAGAACGGUAACUUUGAGCACGCAUUUAAUAUGUUGGACGGAGCAGGGGUGAGAACAGGAGUAGAUGCAAAAUUUACUUUUGACACAAUUCUGAGAAAGAAAGAUGCUCUUAUAACUCAGCUUGUUGCAGCUUUCCCCAGUCUGAUCACUGAUCAAGGUGCUCUUGGCAGCACACUGUCACUAAGAAAAGUGAUGUAUUUGGCAAAUGUUACUGAUUGGUUCUCUUUUAUUGCAAUUCCAUUUGGUGCAAGAUGCGAAGAUAUUGGAGUUCUUUCCAAACCACAUGGUUUCACAUUAACGUCUUCAUCAGUGCCACCUAUCUUUAGUCUUGAUCAUUCAUGUGCUGCUGGAAUACUGCUCAAAAGAUCAAAAGUUGCCGUCUCCUUGGCUGAACUUUUUUGUGCAUCAGGAGGGGAUCAAGAAUCCUUGGGAUGUCAUAGCACUCUCGGCCAAUUAUUUUGCGAACUUUCAGAAGGAAACAAGUUUGGUUUGUCAUUUUUGUGCCAAAGGCCGAGCUCAUUGACCCCAAGAGUUAGGCUUGUGCCACUGGGAUUGAAAAGGCAUGCAGGUCUCUCUUUGGUCGAGGGAAAUUCAGAUCCUGCUGCUGUUUCAAUGCAGUCAAUUUCACUUAUGUUAGAGUCAGGGAUUGAUGAGACUGCAAGACUAAAUGGUUGGAUUGAAAUGCAGAAAUGUAAGAAAGCCUCUUUCCAAUGGGCUGUCUCUUUUUCUGACUGUCCCGAGGAUGAAAUGGGAUGGGGCGUAAGUGUUGGCCAGGCAAUGAUGCAUGGUAGCAAACACUUAACAAGGGAAGAUUCUGAGGGAAAUCCUAUGAUGCAAUUUCAACUGGAAGCAUUUCUCAAGUUCCCUAUAGGUAAGAAAUUCACCCUGCAACCAGGAUUUGUGUAUGCAAUUGACCAAAAGGAUCGAACACCAGCACUCUUGCUUCGCUCCAAUUGGUCUUUUUAAUGCUACAUAGUAGAUCAUAGUGCAAUUUUUUCAAAUCUA
Molecule: messenger RNA, 1643 nt
Organism: Nymphaea colorata (pocket water lily)
Lineage: Eukaryota; Viridiplantae; Streptophyta; Magnoliopsida; Nymphaeales; Nymphaeaceae
Exons: 3
Coding region: 333-1604 (423 amino acids)
Source: RefSeq, a predicted model, not a curated record